Molecule: messenger RNA, 3978 nt
Organism: Diachasma alloeum
Lineage: Eukaryota; Metazoa; Arthropoda; Insecta; Hymenoptera; Braconidae
Product: metabotropic glutamate receptor 1
Exons: 16
Coding region: 482-3736 (1084 amino acids)
Biological process (GO): G protein-coupled glutamate receptor signaling pathway; regulation of synaptic transmission, glutamatergic
Cellular component (GO): postsynaptic density membrane
Molecular function (GO): G protein-coupled receptor activity involved in regulation of postsynaptic membrane potential; adenylate cyclase inhibiting G protein-coupled glutamate receptor activity
Source: RefSeq, a predicted model, not a curated record
UUCGCCGUGAGUCCCAAGCGCACUCGAACCAACUCAUGGGCUUAUUUCUUUGGCGCAUGUGCCCAGAGAGUAAACUGCUCCUGCCUCAUGUGUCUCAACCACGUUCCACUGUCACACUCUGGAUCGACUACUGCUCUUCAGCAUUGCACAGUUUGAAACGGCGCGCCGACCGCCCACUUUCGUGUGUUGUCCGGCUGCGAAUUCUAGGAUUUACUUGACCAGUCAAAUUCAUUUGUUUGAAUAACGAUAAUGCUAAUUGAGUGUUAAACUAUUAUUAUUUGUGGAUAAUCAUUGUCAAAUUUUACGCAUAGUCAUAACACAAGAACCUAGGAAAAUGCUAAUAAUGCCAAAAUGAUGGGGUACGAUGGAGGCAAAGAAAAUCGAGAGAUUGAAACUGGAUGACCAGGUUUAAUUAGCCGCUGAGUAGCGGACAGAAGAAAAAUUGAAUUAAAAAUUGAAAUAUCAUUCACCGAAUAAUGAAAUGUUGGCAAUGAUUUUCAUAACUCUGAACAUUCUGAUGGGCUUGAUAGACGCUAGAGAUCCAUCUGCGAAGGUCAGAGGUGAUCUCGUAGUUGGUGCACUCUUCAGCGUUCAUCAUGCACCAAGUGGUGGUCAGGGUGCUCUCGUUUGUGGUCCUGUACGGGAGCUUUAUGGUAUACAGAGAGUUGAGACUGCUUUAAUCACUCUAGACAAAAUUAACCGAGACUCCACUAUUUUACCGGGAGUGACACUUGGACUCGAAGCAAGAGACUCCUGUUGGUCUGCACCUGUGGCACUUCAACAGAGUAUCGAACUUGUACGAGAUGCCAUCACACCGGCUCUCACUCAACCCCAACUUUUAGGAAAUGGUGACUCUCCUAGCUGUCAAGCCGAUUCGAUUAUUCUAAAUUCAGAAUCUCCGUUGAGCAAAGCCCCGGUUGUAGGAGUUGUUGGUCCGGGUUCAAGUUCAGCGGCGCUCCAAGUUCAAAAUUUAUUGCAAUUGUUUUCCAUUCCUCAAAUCGGGUACUCACCAACUUCGAGAGAUCUCAGUGACAAGAAAAGGUAUUCCACGUUCCUGCGGGUUGUACCGUCGGAUUAUUAUCAGGCCCAGUUACUCGUCGAUCUCGUUCAGUAUUUCAAUUGGACUUAUAUCUCUAUCGUCAAUACCGACGAGAAUUACGGCCAGAGUGGAAUGCAAGCAUUUCGCGAACUGGCUGAGAGAUAUGGCAUUUGCGUAGCGAGAGAAGAUGCGGUAUUGUCAAACGCAGAGGAUUCGGUUUUCGAUGGAGUUCUCACCAAUCUCGAUCAAGACCAUGCUGCAAAUGUCGUCGUUUGUUUCUGCGAGGGUAGAACGAUGCGGGGCCUCCUUUCAGCUUCCAAGAGACUCAAUUUAACCGGGCGAUUCGUUUUUAUUGGAAGUGAUGGCUGGGCAGACCGUGAUGAUGUCGUUGAAGGCUAUGAAGAUGAAGCCUGGAGCAGUCUUUCAAUUCGAAUACAUUCUCCAUAUGUAAAAGAAUUUGAUGAGCAUUAUUUUUCUCUCAAUCCUUUCACAAACACUCGCAAUCCAUGGUUUGUCGAAUUUUGGCAAUACCGAUUCAACUGUGUAAUGCCGGAAAAUUUCAAUGACGAUUUGGACGAGUACAAUACGAAUAAGACACCAACAGCAGCAGAGCUUCCGGUGGACAGGAGAGUAUGUACUGGCGCAGAGAAACUGUCUGAGCGUUACAAUCAAGAUCCGAAAAUGAGUUUUGUGAUGAAAUCGUUCUGGGCUAUGGCACACGGGCUGCACAAUAUGCUUGAAGAGAUAUGCGGCCGUGGUUACUUCGGAGUUUGCAAAGAGAUGUAUCCUUUCAACGGGACCCUUUUCAAGAAUCACUUGAUGAAUAUAUCAUUUACUUUCGGAGAAGAAGAAGUGGAGUUUGAUCGUCGAGGGGAUCCACCGGGCAGGUAUGAGAUUCUAAAUUAUCAACUCCUAUCGGACGGCAGCUAUGGCUACGUACAAAUUGGAGACUGGAAUAAUGGUAGUUUGGUUCUCUCUGGAUUACCACAGUCUAGAGGCGCUCAAUUGGUCACCAGUGUGUGUUCACAGCCCUGUCCCACGGGUUACUAUAAGAAUUUUAAAACAGGCGGUCAGGAAAAAAAGUGCUGUUGGGCAUGUGUACCGUGCGAUCAUCACGAGAUUGUGGAUGAAGAACAACUGAAAUGUGUGCCUUGCCCCUAUGGUCAGUGGCCGAAUAAAAAUAAAACCGACUGCGAAGUGAUUUUCGUUGAGUACAUAUCCUGGGGCGACGUAGAGGCAGUUGUCGGAAUGUUCUUCAGCAUUUUAGGCCUGCUAGCCACAUUCGUCACAUGUCACAUAUUCAUAAGACACAAUAAUACCCCCGUUGUUAAAGCCAGUACACGCGAACUUAGCUAUCUCAUCCUGGCGGGCAUGACACUGGCUCACGCCGCCGUGUUUCCAAUUCUAGCGAAACCAACGAGAAUAUCUUGCGCCCUGUCGCGCCUCAUGCCUGGUAUAAGUUUUGCCAUGAUGUAUGGCAGCCUCUUCACCAAGACCAAUAGAAUAGCACGCAUAUUGGCAGGUUCCAAGAAGCGAUUUCCCAAGAGAAAACUCGUAUUCAUGUCGGGGACGGCUCAAGUUGCAAUAACGUCCUUUUUGAUAAUGCUCGAAGCCGGGGUAGCUGGUGCAAUGCUGGUGAUUGAGCCCCCACAAGCGCGCCUGGAGUUUCCGGCCCGAGAUAGAGCAGUGUUAACGUGCGCAACAUCCCCUAGGGCACUCCUAUCGCCCUUGGCAUUUGAUGGCCUACUACUGGCAUUGUGUACUUUGUACGCAGUUAAAACAAGAAAUGUUCCAGAAAACUUUAAUGAAGCAAAAUUCAUUGGUUUUGCUAUGUAUACGACAUGUGUCAUAUGGAUUGCAUUUGUUCCUAUUUAUUUUGGCAGUGAAUCUAAAGUCGUCACAAUGUGCAUGUGCGUUACUCUAAGUGCAUCCGUCACUCUAAUUUUUCUUUUCUUUCCAAAACUUUAUAUUAUCCUUCUAAGACCUGAGAAGAAUAAUAGGGCACUUUUUACAACAAGUAAAUCGAUCCGAUGUCACAUUGGGGCUAGAGUCGCCGCUGCCAUCGCUGAACCACCCUCCAAGCAAACUAUUUACACGCUCCGCAGUACUAAUCCACAAACAUCAGACGUGCAAAACAAUGUAGCGAGGAGAUCUCUAUCAGUUCAAACAGGAACUGAUCUUUUGCUCGAUUUCUACAAAUCUCACAGAGAAUUUUUCUCACCGCCUAUGAUACGUCUUGUGUCAUCAUCAGACAAUAUAUCUUCAAAGUCUAUUCCUCAGUGUAGAAAAUGCUUCGAAAGAAUAUGCAAAUCCAGCGGCAAUGUACGAGGAGCUUACUCUGAUACCUUUAUGGAUUAUAAGUUUACGGAAAAGCUUGAUUCAAAAGUAAACACUAAUAUCAGUGUCAGACGGCAAUGUACUGCUGUUUCUGAUGAGCAGAUUCCACUCGAUGCCAGAGCACUUAUGGAAACUCAUAGAAUUAUGGAAUCAACUGAGCAGAAUUUCACGGACCUGAGAUUGAAAUGCCCAACGGGGGCAAUGAAAGAUGGAUUGGAACUCGGCUUUGAUGGUAUGGAAGCACGCAUACGUGAAGAACUAAAUCAUUUAGAUAUUCAUGGUAACCCCAUCGUUAACAUAACAAUUACACUGGGUAAAAAAUUGCCCAACUUUCGGGAUUUUUAUCAAACAACGGUGUAGUUUCAGUGACAUAUCCAAAACACUACAUUUUUUUUUCAUGUUCAAUUGAAUACCAAAGAAAUUUAGCAUUUAACAUGGCCCAAAGCAACUGUACGAAAUGGAUAAAAUAACGGUAAUGUAAUCAUCAGAGGGAUCAAUGGUGACUCCAUUGAUUGACAAUAGCAAUUAAGUCUUACAAGUAUGCCGAGAUUUACUAAAUUAAUUGAAAUGAAUGUUCAAUAAACGGAAUUUAUUGUAUCAAA